Molecule: messenger RNA, 1595 nt
Organism: Oncorhynchus mykiss (rainbow trout)
Lineage: Eukaryota; Metazoa; Chordata; Actinopteri; Salmoniformes; Salmonidae
Source: RefSeq, a predicted model, not a curated record
CAGGCUGGAGUCCAGAUGGGCAAUGCAUGCUGGGAACUCUACUGUCUGGAGCACGGGAUCCAGAUGCCCAGUGACAAGACCAUCGGAGGAGAGGACGACUCCUUCAACACCUUCUUCAGUGAGACUGGAGCUGGCAAGCAUGUCCCCAGGGCUGUGUUUGUAGAUCUGGAGCCACUGUCAUUGGUACGAUCACUUUGUCUUGAAAAAAUGAUGAUGACACUAUAUCUUUCUCCAGAUGAGGUGCGUUCUGGAACUUACCGCCAGCUCUUCCACCCUGAGCAGCUGAUCACUGGGAAGGAGGAUGCAGCCAACAACUACGCCCGUGGGCAUUACACCAUCGGCAAAGAGAUUAUUGACUUGGUACUGGACAGGAUCCGCAAACUGGCUGACCAGUGCACUGGCCUCCAGGGCUUCCUGGUCUUCCACAGCUUCGGAGGUGGCACCGGUUCUGGUUUCACCUCCCUGUUGAUGGAGCGCUUGUCUGUUGACUAUGGCAAGAAGUCCAAACUUGAGUUCUCCAUCUACCCAGCUCCCCAGGUGUCCACAGCCGUUGUUGAGCCCUACAACGCCAUCCUGACCACCCACACCACCCUGGAGCACUCUGAUUGUGCUUUCAUGGUAGACAAUGAGGCCAUCUAUGACAUCUGCCGUAGGAACCUUGAUAUCGAGCGUCCCUCCUACACUAAUCUUAACAGGUUGAUCAGUCAGAUUGUGUCCUCCAUCACUGCAUCCCUCCGAUUCGAUGGUGCCCUCAAUGUUGAUCUGACAGAGUUCCAGACCAACUUGGUGCCCUACCCCCGUAUCCACUUCCCGCUGGCCACCUAUGCCCCAGUGAUCUCGGCAGAGAAGGCUUACCAUGAGCAGCUCUCAGUGUCUGAGAUCACAAAUGCUUGCUUUGAGCCAGCAAAUCAGAUGGUGAAAUGUGACCCACGUCACGGCAAGUACAUGGCCUGCUGUCUGCUGUACCGUGGCGACGUUGUGCCCAAAGAUGUAAAUGCUGCCAUUGCCACCAUCAAAACAAAACGCUCCAUCCAGUUUGUAGACUGGUGCCCAACUGGUUUCAAGGUUGGUAUCAACUACCAGCCACCAACUGUGGUACCUGGUGGAGAUCUGGCCAAGGUCCAGAGGGCAGUGUGCAUGCUUAGCAACACCACUGCAGUGGCAGAGGCCUGGGCCCGUCUUGACCACAAGUUUGACCUGAUGUACGCCAAGCGUGCUUUUGUGCACUGGUACGUAGGUGAGGGUAUGGAGGAGGGAGAGUUCUCUGAGGCCAGGGAGGACAUGGCUGCCCUGGAGAAAGAUUAUGAAGAGGUGGGCAUCGACUCCAUUGAGGGAGAGGGAGAGGAGGAGGGAGAGGAGUAUUAAAUAUUUCUUAAUUCCUAUGCCAAAUUCACACAUCACUAGGUGAACCAGAGCUAAGAAUGACUUAAUUAUUUUUUUCUAUAAUUCUGCCUUGAACAACAAACAUCAUGAAGUAGCAGGGUGGUAAGGUGUAGCCCACAAGUCUUUUAAAAUGUGCUUACUCACAAGGCUGAUGUCCUUGCUUCAUCUGUGCGUUUGUGGCGAGUGCCCAAUAAAAUCAUCAAUGAAGGUUA